Messenger RNA from Manis javanica (Malayan pangolin), 4128 nucleotides. The record is from RefSeq and is a predicted model, not a curated record. Lineage: Eukaryota; Metazoa; Chordata; Mammalia; Pholidota; Manidae.
GCCGGCCUGGCCCGCUUUGCGCACGGGCCGCGCGAGGGGUGGAAAGGGUUGACCCGGGGACUGCACGCUGGGCCCGGGAGGGGUCCGCCUCCUGCACCGGCCCAAGUUGAGUUCCCGCGGACCUCCAUCCGCGCCGCGCCCUGCGAGCCAAGGGACCGGAGGACGCCCGCCUGGGGGCGGGGGCCGCGCUGCGGGGCCGCCCACGCCGCGCGCCAGGAAACCAAUCCAGCAGGAUGGAUGCUGGGACAUGGUGAUGAUCUCUUCUCAAGAUAGUCGGUGGGCAUCCUGGUCAUGGAGGACUGCAACGUGCACUCCGCCGCCAGCAUCCUGGCCUCGGUGAAGGAGCAGGAGGCGCGCUUCGAGCGACUGACACGGGCACUGGAGCAGGAGCGGCGCCAUGUGGCCUUGCAGCUGGAGCGCGCCCAGCAGCCUGGUGUGGGCAGUGGGCAGCCCGUACCGAUGGCCUGGCAACAGCUGGUCCUGCAGGAGCAGAGCCCGGGAAGCCAGGCCUCGCUGGCCACGAUGCCAGAGGCCCCCGAGGUACUGGAGGAGACAGUGACGGUGGAGGAGGACCCUGGCACGCCCACCUCCCAUGUGUCCAUCGUAACAUCGGAAGAUGGCACUACCCGGCGCACUGAGACCAAGGUCACCAAGACUGUGAAGACAGUAACCACUAGAACAGUGCGCCAGGUGCCCGUAGGCCCAGACGGCCUACCCCUGUUGGAUGGCGGCCCACCGCUAGGCCCCUUCACUGACUGCCCCCUGGACCGGCGCUUCUUGCUGAGAGGGGGCGGCCCGGCAGCCACACUCUCCCGAGCCUACCUCAGCAGUGGGGGCAGCUUUCCCGAUGGCGCUGAGCCCCGUGACGUUCCCAGCUACGGCAGCCUGUCCCGUGGGUUGGGCAUACGGCCCCCACGUGGUGGCCCAGGCUCCGGCGAUGGCUGCUUCACGUUGCCUGGCCGGCGAGAAGCCUUCCCCUCUGUCCCUGAGCCUGUGACGCUAGCUGGCCGCUCCCAGCCUGAGCGCUUCCAGGCAGAGCCAUAUGGCUUGGAGGAUGACACCCGCAGCCUGGCCGCCGAUGACGACGGUGGCCCGGAGCUGGAGCCUGAAUACGGCACUGCCACGCAGAGGAGGCCUGACUGUGGGCGGGGCCAUCGUGCCAGGGCCUAUGAGGAUGCAGCAGAUGAUGGCGGGGAGCUGAUGGAGGAGCGGCCCCCCUUCCUGGCUACGGCAGCCCCUCUGGCCCAGCCGGAACGGGGCAGCCUGGGCAGCCUGGACCGGGUGGUGCGGCGCUCACCCUCUGUGGACAGCACCCGCAAGGAGCCACGCUGGCGGGACCCCGAGCUGCCGGAGGUUCUGGCCAUGCUGCGGCACCCCGUGGACCCCGUGAAGGCCAACGCGGCUGCCUACCUGCAGCACCUCUGCUUCGAGAACGAGGGCAUCAAGCGUUGUGUGCGGCAGCUGCGGGGGCUGCCUCUGCUCGUGGCUCUGCUGGACCACCCAAGGGCAGAGGUGCGGCGCCGGGCCUGCGGGGCCCUGCGGAACCUGUCCUAUGGCCGAGACGCUGACAACAAGGCCGCCAUCCGGGACUGCGGCGGGGUGUCUGCCCUGGUGCGCCUGCUGCGCGCCGCCCGGGACAGCGAGGUCCGAGAGCUCGUCACAGGCACCCUCUGGAACCUGUCGUCCUACGAGCCCCUGAAGAUGGUCAUCAUUGACCAUGGCCUGCAGACGCUGACCCACGAGGUCAUCGUGCCCCACUCGGGCUGGGAGCGCGAGCCCAAUGAGGACUCUAAGCCACGGGAUGCUGAGUGGACGACAGUCUUCAAGAAUACGUCUGGUUGCUUGAGGAACGUGAGCUCUGAUGGUGCAGAGGCCCGGCGGAGGCUCCGGGAGUGUGAAGGGCUGGUGGAUGCACUGCUGCACGCCCUGCAGUCAGCUGUGGGCAGGAAGGACACGGAUAACAAGUCGGUGGAGAACUGCGUGUGCAUCAUGCGGAACCUGUCCUACCAUGUGCACAAGGAGGUGCCUGGGGCCGACAGGUACCAGGACGCCGAGCCUGGGCCCCCCGGCAGUGCUCUUGGCUCCCAGCGCCGGAGGCGGGAUGACGCCGGCUGUUUCGGUGGCAAGAAGGCCAAAGAGGAGUGGUUCCAUCAAGGGAAGAAGGACAGUGAGAUGGACCGGAACUUUGACACGCUGGACCUGCCCAAACGCGCCGAGGCCGCCAAAGGCUUUGAGCUGCUGUACCAGCCCGAGGUUGUCCGUCUGUACCUCUCCCUCCUCACCGAGAGCCGGAACUUCAACACCCUGGAGGCGGCUGCCGGGGCCUUACAGAACCUCAGCGCUGGCACCUGGGUGUGGGCCACGUACAUCCGCGCCACGGUGCGCAAGGAGCGGGGGCUGCCGGUGCUCGUGGAGUUGCUGCGGUCCGAGACCGACAAGGUGGUGCGUGCCGUCGCCAUCGCCCUGCGCAACCUCUCGCUGGACCGUCGCAAUAAGGACCUCAUCGGGAGCUAUGCCAUGGCGGAGCUGGUGCGGAAUGUGCGCAGUGCACAGGCACCGGCGCGACCCGAGAUCCGCCUGGAGGAGGACACGGUGGUGGCCGUGCUCAACACCAUCCACGAGAUCGUGUCCGACAGCCUGGACAACGCGCGCUCGCUUCUGCAGGCUCGUGGCGUUCCUGCGCUCGUGGCGCUCGGCGCCUCCAGCCAAUCGGUGCGCGAGGCGAAGGCCGCGUCCCACGUGCUGCAGACCGUGUGGAGUUACAGGGAGCUGCGCGGGGCCCUGCAGAAGGAAGGCUGGACCAAGGCGCGUUUCCAGUCAGCUGCUACUAUUGCCAAGGGGCCCAAGGGAGCACCGAGUCCCAGAGGCUUUGACGACAGCACCUUGCCCCUGGUGGACAAAAGCCUUGAGGUGGUCGUGCCUAGCAGAACAGUGCAAAGGCGUAACAGGAUAUCCGGGGUUGCGGAGGCCAGCCGUACCCUGGCUUGUCUGCCCCACUGCUGCUCGAAGCCAGCUGCCCGCUCAUGCCUUGCAGAUGGGGAGAACCCGGGCAGCCAGGAUGUGAUCCCAAUGGAGGCACUUGGCCCAGACGGAUACUCCACUGUGGGCCGGAGGGAGCGGAGGACGCAAGGCAGCGACCCUGCAGGGGAGGCCUCGGAGAAGGAACCACUGAAACCCGCCCCCUGCAGGAAGGCUCCUCCUCCCGGGCCCAGCAGGCCCGCAGUCAGGCUGGUGGACGCCGUGGGGGACACCAAGCCUCAGCCUGUUGACUCCUGGGUCUAGCUUGCAUGCCUGGGCCCAAGCCCAGCCAUUUGUUCUUAGGGAUCUGAUCGUGGGAAGGAGGAACUAGGGCUGGCCUGCGCAGACCUGCCAUGGAGCUUGGGGGUCCCCUGGCGGCGGGGGUUGGCAGCUCCUCUCGCCUGGAACCUGGACCAGACGUUCUGGACGUGCCUCCCUUCCCGGCUCCUGGCUGCCUCCCUCCCAAUCCCCUAGGCUGAAGUUCAGUUCGCUGUUGACUGACAUGGUGCUGUGUGUGCGUGAGAAUGCCAGUGGAGCUGCCAGGGCAGGGCCCAGGGAGGCGGCAGAGAGGGCACCUGGCUUUGCUGAGGGCCAGCGGAACAGGCAUGUGCCCCUGUGCGUGCAGUGCCCCAGGCUUGUGGGGCGGGUGUGUCCUGGGGGCUCGUGGCCGGGCAGGGAUGGGGUGCAAGGAAGGUAUUGGACUCCAGCGGGUGGAAAGGAUUCCCUUGGGUGCUGAGGCCCACCCUGCACGGCAGGCGGCCCAGGGCUGGGGGGCCGCUGCAAGGGGACCGGCCCACACAGAGGUGCUCUGGAGGCAGCGAGAGGGGCUCAGGCUGUGCUCGCCCCGUCCUGCCCUUGGGUGCAUGAGUGGGCGCCUCCCUGAGCGACUGUGGCCCGGGGCCUUGGCCGCCGCGGUCUGCUGGGGCCUGAGGAAUGCCUCCAAGACUUUCAGCAGCAGCGGGGCACUGCUGUCAGUGCCUGCUGUUUGUGACUUAAAAACAAGAAAAACACUGACAAAAAGCAUUAAAAACAAAACCAAAAUAAGACUGUAUUGGUAAACACCGAAAUUUUUGUAAGAAAAUUUAAAAAUUAAAAAAAGCAACAAAGGAG